Messenger RNA from Phanerochaete carnosa HHB-10118-sp, 4197 nucleotides. RefSeq names its product glycoside hydrolase family 115 protein. The coding region runs from base 12 to 3005 and encodes 997 amino acids. NCBI's taxonomy places the organism in Eukaryota, Fungi, Basidiomycota, Agaricomycetes, Polyporales, Phanerochaetaceae. The transcript has 18 exons. The record is from RefSeq and is a predicted model, not a curated record.
CGCGAUUCAUCAUGCUGUCUCCCUGGAGACUCGGCACCCUCGUGGGCCUCCUCGCCGCCGUCGAUUCUGUCCUCGCCAUCGGCCAGGCCACCUGCGUCGCGUUCAAGUCAGCGCCGUCGACGUUCCCCAUCGUGUCCGGCGGCAGCGGCACGCCCAUCUUCCUGUCCGAUGACGACUGGCCCGGCGUGCAGCGCGCCGCAAUCGACUUUGCGAUGGAUAUCCAGCGCGUCACGGGUGUGAUGCCGUCCAUGGCGAACAUCACGGCGACAGCGGGCACUAAUGCCUCGAACGCGAUCAUCGUAGGGACGCUUGGCCGUUCAUCCCUCAUCGACGCCAUCGUCAACAACACGAAGCUCGACGUAUCGUCCGUUCAGGGCCAGUGGGAGUCGUUUUUGGCGAAGGAGGUCAAGAACCCGCUUCCUGGCAUCGAUUCUGCAUAUGUUAUGAUUGGUGCCGACAAGCGUGGGACUAUCUUCUCUAUGUAUGAUCACUCCGAGCAAUUCGGUGUAUCUCCCUGGUACUGGUGGGCUGAUGUCCCUUCAACCCAACACUCGGAACUCUUUGUCACUUCGUCCGGAUGUGCGCACGCCUCACCGACAGUGAAGUAUCGCGGUAUCUUCCUGAAUGACGAGCAGCCUGCUCUGCAAAACUGGGCAUUUGUGAAGUUUACGAACGGCACUGGCGCGGCCCUCACCGGGUCGCCGUUCAACCAACUCUUUUACACGAAACUUUACGAACUCAUUCUCCGUCUAAAGGGGAACUAUCUUUGGCCCGCACAAUGGAGCAGCGCAUUCGCGGUGGACGAUCACCUGAACCAGGUCCUCGCAGACUGGUACGGCAUCGCUAUGGGCACAAGCCACGAGGAACCGAUGACGCGUAGCACGCCCGUCGAAUGGACUCUCUUCGGUGACGGCCCCUGGGAUUACAGCGUUAACAUGCAGAACAUCUACAACUUCUGGCUCGCCGGCACCGAGCGCGCGGAGCCGUACGAGAAUGUUUACACCAUGGGCAUGCGUGGUGAUGGUGAUGAGCCGCUCGCUGAGGGCCAGGACAUAGGGCUCCUGGAACAGGUCAUCUCAGACCAGCGUGGAAUCUUGUCCAAGGUGUUCAACACCUCGGACGUCACGACCAUUCCCCAAAUGUGGUGUCUAUACAAGGAAGUUGAAGGCUUCUACGAUGACGGCAUGACCGUGCCGGACGACAUCACCCUGCUCUGGACCGAUGACAACUGGGGCAACAUUCGUCGGUUCCCUACUAUUGCGGAGCGCAAUCGCACUGGCGGUGCUGGUGUCUAUUACCACUUCGACUAUGUCGGUGACCCGCGAGACUUCAAGUGGAUUACAUCCAGUCAGCUCUCUAAAACCUACGAAGAAAUGUCGCUCACCGUCGACCGUGAAGCUACCCGCAUUUGGAUCGUGAAUGUCGGUGACCUAAAGCCGUACGAGAUGGAUAUUGAGUUCUUCCUCACCCUCGGGUGGAACGCCUCGAUCUGGAAUCCGAACAAUGUCGCGUCCUUCGUCAAUAGUUGGGCGGAGCGCGAGUUCGGCAUGUCGACGGAGGACGCGGCCACCGUCGCAAGCAUCCUCGCGAACGUGACCCGCUUCAAUGCGCGCCGUAAGCCUGAGCUGCUCAACUCGACGGUGUACAGUCUCGUCAACUACCGCGAGGCGGAACAGAUGCUCGCGGAUUGGCAGAACCUGAACACAACCGCCGUGCGCCUCUACAACUCGGUCUCGUCCAACAAGCAGCCCGCGUUCUUCCAGCUGGUGCUGCACCCGGUGCAGGCCUCCGCAACGCUUGGGACAAUGUGGAUCUUUGCCGGAAUAAACAACCUCCGAGCGUCGCAGGCACGCGUUAGCGCGAACGAGUACAAGACGAAGGUAGAGGAGCUCUUCGAGACAGACUUUGCACUCGAAGAGGAAUAUCAUAGCAUCCUGGAUGGCAAGUGGUCCCACAUGAUGGACCAGACGCAUGUCGUGUACGCUUAUUGGCAACAGCCUAUGCACAACACCAUGCCGUUGGUGACGAAGGUUCAGCAAAAGAAGCAGGCCCUAACUGGGCCCAUGCGCAUUGCCCUCGAGAACAGCCUGGGCGCGUGGCCAGGUGAUAACAUGAAUGACUGCGCGGCACAAUUCUCGUGUGGACCGCCGACGAUCGCUCUUGACCCCUUCGUACCAUUUGGCAAUACUUUUAUCGACAUCGGCGCCGGCGGGCCCACAUCAUUCACGUGGAAUAUCUCAUCGAACGUGUCGUGGCUCCAGAUCUCGCCAAGCAGUGGCUCGAUAAGUCCGAGCAACCCCGAGACGCGCGUGUUCCUCAGCGUCGACUGGAGCAAUGUCUCGGGUGCCGAGAUCGCGAACCUCAACUUUUUGUCGAACUCCGCUAAUCAGACGGCCCAAAGCGCGUUCUUCCUCGCGAACAAGACCGUCGUACCGGAUGACUUCCACGGCUUCGUUGAGGGAGACGGUGGUAUUUCUAUUGAGGCUGCUCACACUUCGCGUAACACUAGCAUUGACGGUAUCACCUGGAUCGAACUCCCUGAAUAUGGCCGCACCCUCUCUGCCAUCACGCCCUGGCCUCGCGGUGGCGAUGAGCUGAACUUCACCGCAGGCGCCGGCCCACAUGUCGAGUACGACUUUUACAACUUUAACACGAUCGGCCAAGCGGGUAACAUCACGGUGAACACGGUAGUCGCGCCAACGUUCAAUAACUACGGCCCGUCUGCCAACAUCUCGGUGGCGGUGUCUAUAGACGACCUCGAGCCCCAGACGACGGCCUUCUUCCCGACGGCGCCGGCUGGCGGGACCCCGCCACAGUGGGACGGCACGGACGGCUUCGUCGCAGACAGUUUCAUCAACGUGCCGAACAACUUCACCAUCUCGCCCGGCGCACACACGCUCAAGAUUUGGAUGACAGAACCGACAGUUGUUGUACAAAAAAUCAUCAUCGACACUGGAGGAGUGCGCCAGAGCUACCUGGGUCCCCCGGAGAGCAUCCGCGUGUAAAAAUUCUCAGACGAGAAGUAUUGGUAGCAUCGCCUCAAUGGACUGUACACAUGCAAUCUUCAAUGCACUAUCAUCGGAAACAUACUGAUACAGUGGGUCAUGGAUACAUUAUGCUGCAACUGUAUGAUUGUGCUUCUCUUUCGGUCGGGCGCGGCCUACUCGACGGUUUUCUUGAGCGUGCGGAGCUCGUCUGCCGAGAUACCCCACCUGACAGCGAGGGCAUCGUCACCGCCCGUCUUUUUGCUCUGUUCCUGCAGGUACGCCGAUAGGGUGCGCUUUUGCUCGGGACUGAGCUGGCCUUGGCAGCUUGUGACAUACGUAAAGAGCGCGUGCACCAGCUUCUCCUCAAACUCGGCGUCGCCAAGCUUCUCCCCGUCGGGGCCGUGUGGCACAGGGCUGACAAGCGCGUCGAUGAGCGCCUGGAGCAGGCCCUGGUUUUCGAGCGCGUCGCGCGUGAGCUCGGACGUCGAGGACGACAAGGGGUCCACGGCCAUCGACGCGUGCGAGUUCGGGUGCACAGGGUCCUGGCGCUGCUGGCCACCCUCGGUUGGGUGGAGCACUACGCCAUGGCUGUCCGCAGCUGCACCAGCGUUCGCGGCUGCCGCCGCGCGAGGGUUCGGUGGAUUUAUGUGCGGAACCUCGGGCACCGCGGGGAUGAGGAGAGCAUUGAGAAGGAAGGCAACCUUGCGCCGGACGGAGAUAUCCGAAUCUUGCAGCGCGGCCUUCAACGAGUCCCAGCCGUUCGCGUUCUGAAGCUGCUGGAGCGCGGGCUGACAGUGCUUCGUCAUCCCCGAGAGCGCAUAUACGGCCUUGGAGCGCAGCUUCGGAGAGCCGUUCGAGGGGUCGAGGACGGAGAGUAGUGCAUGCAUGGGUGACAGCGCAAGAUAGGCGUUCUGUGCUGCUGGAUUGUUUUGUACCGCAGUACCGACUAUCCACAGGGUUUGUGUCUUGAUAUCGUUUGACGAAGAGGAUGAUGUGAUCAGAUUGUGCAGAGGCUCCCACAUAUUGAGUUUAACCAGGUCAUUCGCGUUGUCGAUGUGCUCAAUCAACAUCUCGAUGUUAUCAAGAGCCUGUAACCUCUCAUCUUCGUCGCGCUUUUCAUCCAGAGCAACGGUAAGAUUUUCCUUCAUGAGCUCGGAGUCGGGCCUUCCCAGAAUCAUGUCAAUAAUCCUGGGGUCCAAAUCCUUGCGCU